Danio aesculapii is the source of this 4901-nucleotide messenger RNA. It is a transcript of the gene cass4, whose product is annotated as Cas scaffold protein family member 4. Gene Ontology annotation, cellular component: cytoplasm; plasma membrane. NCBI's taxonomy places the organism in Eukaryota, Metazoa, Chordata, Actinopteri, Cypriniformes, Danionidae. Gene Ontology annotation, biological process: cell migration; cell surface receptor protein tyrosine kinase signaling pathway. The coding region runs from base 144 to 2504 and encodes 786 amino acids. The transcript is spliced from 7 exons. The record is from RefSeq and is a predicted model, not a curated record. Gene Ontology annotation, molecular function: protein binding.
GUGUGUUUGUGUGAGAGACAGAGAAGACCGCACAACAUACUCUUACAGACAUUAAAAGUACAAACACAGACAUAUUUAGAUGCUGUCGGGCGAACCAAUAUGGACUUUUGAAUGGGAUUUAUGAACUGCUUGAACUCAGAAAGAUGGAGACACUGUUUGCCAGAGCCCUCUACGCCAACACGGCCGAAACCGAAGAUGAGCUGGCGUUCUGCAAGGGUGAAAUCAUCAUGGUGCUGGAGAAGAACGUUGUGGGAAGCACUGGCUGGUGGAAGUGUGCUCUCCGCGGGCGUCAAGGCCUGGCACCCGCCAACCGCCUGGCACCUCUGUCACCGGCGGAGGCUGAACAAAUAGCUGCAAAGAGAGACUGUUCGACCAAUCACAGCCAUCAGAGCAUCUAUCAAACACCAAUAGCUCUAUCAAAGUCACCGGCGACGCCCAUUUAUGAAGAUAUGAAGACUAUUUAUAAAGUGCCUCCUCAAGGCGUCUGUUCACCAAACAAACAAGAAGAUCCUGAAGGAACCAGGCCUUUACAUGAUGGCUUAUCUGCUCAUCCCAGAACUGGUGCAGAUAUAUAUGAUGUCCCAAACCUGCUGAGAAAAUCCUGCUUGUUCACAGCAUCUUCGCUGCAGCCUUCGGAAACAUCACUGAUGUCAAGCCCUGAAUUUCACAACAGAUAUGAUGCUACAAAUAUGAGAUUUAAGACUGCAACUAAUCACAAAGCUACCACCUUACCUCCAUUUGGUACUUCGCCAGUACCCUUUGACUUCCCAGUACCCUCCAUCACUGAGGAUUCCAAAAAGCCUCUGUGUUGUUAUAGCACCAUGCCAAAUCCCUCUAAGUCUGAAUGGAUCUAUGACGUGCCUGUCUUUCCACAAAAACAGGGAUGUGAACCUGGUAACUGUGACACCCUGCCACCAAAAGAUAUUGACUCAACCACAGCUCUUUAUGACAUUUUGCCAGCACGCAUUUGGCCUGAAAGGAAGCACUGUCCCAUUCAGCCCCUAUAUGACGUCCCCAAACCAAGCAUUUCGUUGACACAACCUUGUUCAUUCGAUGAGAAUUCACCAAAUUCAUCCAUCUAUGAUGUCCCACCUUGCUUUAGACAAACCAAAACCACUGUAGUGCAACCCAGACAGCAAAGCCCUCCCGAGAUGGACUCUAAAAAUGGCCAAGAACCACUCGAGUACAGGGGUAAACCAGGACCUUUGUACGACCAACUUCAUCGAUGGCCAUCAAGGGGCAGAACACCAUUCAGACAGCCUUUGGAAGGGACAGUUAGGAGGAACAACGAGGGUACCAGAGACCACCAAAGGAGCUCAACGGUGUCUACCUCCUCCACAGCUUCCAGCUCCUCCAGGAGUUCCUGCGACUCUUUCAUGCUAAGUUCUCCCGAACCCGAACCUUUGCGUGAGAUCAUCCUUUCCCAGGAGGAAGCCGGAAACAAGUUGCUUGAGUUAAAGGAAGCGGUUUGCCAAUCGGUGCCCAAACUAAUGCUGUUCGUCAGCAGCCAAUGGAGGAGCAGAGAGCACCUGGGUCAGCACCUCCAUCAGAUCCGCACCGCAUCCGAGGAUGUGACUGACUCCAUCGACUCCUUCCUGAACUUCGCUUUGGAUGUCCGAGGAAACGCACAGCGGCUGACAGACUCGAACCUACAGACUCGGCUCCUCAAGCAGCUCUCCAUUGUUGAGGACUCGGGGCUGAUUCUUCAACAGGCUGCGAGCGCUCUUCGUGAUCUGGGUUGGCGUCUGGAUGUUUUAGCUCAGGAUGCUGGCCAAUCACAGAUGCCUGAUCACCUGGAGCGCUUUGUUAUGGUGGCUCGAACCGUGCCGGAGGAUGUGAAGAGGCUGGUGUCCAUCCUAAACGCCAACGGAAAGCUUCUUUUCAGAGUGGAGGUGAAAGAGCCGGAGAUGGUGGCGAAUGAGGGAUCAUCCGAAGGGAGAAACCACAAAAGAUGUGAACCAAUGGUCGACUCGGGGAUAGACGAGAGUGACUAUGUGCAACUUCAGACAACAGCAGAGAUUGACCAGGAACCAAAACCAACAAAAAACAGCUUUAAGUCAAAGAGAAAUGGUGAUUCCUUGAAAAAACAGGUUUCCAAACCACAGUCUGGCAGCCCUUGCAAUCCAAUCCAAACCUCCAGGAAAUGUGCAAUCUCUGACCACUGCCGGCUGUACUUCGGAGCCAUUCAGAAAGCCAUCAGCGUGUUCAUAAGCAGUCUGAAUGAGGACCAGCCUCCGGAAAAGUUCAUCUCCCACAGUAAGCUGGUUAUCAUGGUCGGCCAAAGACUCGUCAACACUCUCUGCAGUGAAGCUAAAAGUCGAGAAGCCAGUGAGGAGAUGUUGGCCAUGAGCAAUCAGCUGUGUGCCCAGCUCAAGCAACUAGCCUUGGUGACCAAGAAGGCGGCUUUGAACUUCCCUGACAAACUGGCUGUCCAGGAGGCACAGGACAUUGCCAAAGAGCUGGCGCAAAGGGCACAACACUUCAGAACGUCACUGGACGUCUGAUAUCCCAUCUGUUUGCCCAGUUUAUUGACUGGAGGUGAGCUAGUGAAGAUAGCAUUGUGUUUUGUCUGUGGAUUGGAGGAAUUUGUAUGCAAAUCUGAAUCAGCCAUGUUUAAACUGAACCCCGCUUUUUUAAGGUAGUCUGGAUGUUGAAGGUAACAAAGGGACCACUUACAGUCAUAGCUUUAAAGGAAUAGUUCACUCCAAAAUAAAAAUGUCCUUAUCAAUUACUCACAAUCAAGUGGAAUGAAUUAAUUUCUUCUGUUAAACACAAACAAGGUACAGCCAUUAGCUAUUUUAUCUAUUUGUAUGCACAUUUUGGAAUAUUGCAUAAGAAAUGCAUAAUGGAAAUGCCAAGCGCAUACAUUUUGAAAAUGCAAAUAAAAAACAACAGAUGCUUAUUGGAUAAGCUUUUUAAAGGUGCUGUAUGUGAGUUUGACACCCAGUGGUUGAACUAGGUAUUGCAUGCCUGGUUCAAAACACACACAAGCGCAGGUUGCCAGAAUGACGACACCAACAGGAAUGUGCAUGCCUGUCGAGCUUAAAGGCUGAUUUAAGUCGUGUUGUAAAUAAAAGCAACAGCAUGCGAUAGAAGGAAUAUUUUCCAUAUUAAAAUCAGUUUUUGUUCUAAUCAAUUGAUAUAUUAGCUUCUAUUUCUUACAGCUGAACUAAAAAAACUGACAAUGAUCACCUCAGGUACACCUCAUGCGCUUUAUUCAGUGUGAAAUGCUAAUAACGUGAGUUUGAAUGCCAUUUCACAUGACUGUUAUUGCCAUACUACUGAAAGUAGCAACAGACGAUUUACGUUUGAUCUUGAAAAUAAAAUAAACCAUUUGAAAUGGAAAUUCAGUGCAAUUACCAACACAAAUCAGUGAUUCAGCAUGUACAUUUAAUAACAUUAAAGAGGGUUAAAAUGUAUUAAUUAGAUUAUAAACAUUACCAUUUUGUUGGAGUGCAGUAAGUGCACUAUUCUGUGUUUCUAAAUAGCUGUAUAUAAAUUUCUGUGGUGUUUCGUCUGGUGCAAACAGCCAAAUUGCUUCUCACUGCAAAUCUCAUCACAUAGUGUUGUUAGAACAUGCAGUAUCAAUGUAACCUGCUCACCUAAUGCUUACAGUCGUAAUAUUUAUAUUAUUAUUUGCUAAUUAAUAACCUCAUGUGGAACUCUGAAUCUGCAUCUCAUUUCGGAGUCUGCUACUGUCCACCGGAGGUCGCAUCUAAGUCGACCAAAGACGAAUACUUUGAGAGCCUUUUUGAAUAAAUGAAUGAAAUACACAGUUUUCCAAAAAGGCAACCCGGGGUGCUGAAAUAUAAUUAGCUAAACUGGCAUUGGGUGGGUUAAUGACCAAAAUAAAGACAGCGUUCUGGCAUGUAACAGACAUUUUCAAAGCUGAAUAACUGACUUGUUUUUCAGAUAAACUGACUUGUUUAUAACAUUGUUUUUCAGAUAAACAAGAAUGCUCACUUAGCAUGUUUCUUGAAUAUCUGCAAACAUAUGAUGGUGUUUUAAUGCUUUAGAAGAGUCAAAAACUUACAUACAGCACCUUUAAAAUGUGCAUACACUAUGCUGGAAACACAUUUACCAAGUGACAUAUAACAAGUGAUGGAUUAGUAAAUGAUCAUUUUUGGGUGAACUAUGCGUUUAGUAGAGAGAAUUAGAGCAAAAGUACUUUUUCAGCAUUACUGGUUUUAGAACAUUUUUUCCAUUCAACAAAAAAAUAUCUUUAUAUAAAACGUAUGUCAUAAACCAAACCAAUUAGCUAAGAGGUGAAUUACAAUAGUGCAAACUUAGAGUUGAAGAAAAAAAAAGUCAGUGAAAACAAGAUACAACUGCACAGGUACAAGACUGUGUGGCUUUAAUGAGGAAAAGAACUACAAUCCCAUGAAGCAUAGCAUAUAAGAAACUAAAAACAACAGAGAACUAUAGGACAGAAUUACAUCAUUUGCAGUGCUUUGUGAAAGUGGGUGGAGCUAAAGCUCUUAUUUGGUGCACUUUGUUUGCUAUGACUCUGAUUAGAGGAUUUUUUUUCAGCACAGCUUUAUGGGUAAUGUAGUUUUUCUACACAAAUUUCACAAAUAAACACGACAGCAUUUUAAACACAAAAGUAGUUGAAAUAAUACAAACAGAUGAGUUCUUCAAAAGCAUACAACAUGUCAAGCUCCAACUACAAUCCAUAUGCAACCUGAAUAAAUAAUGACUUUAAUCAUGCAAAGCUUGCGUCAUGUGGACUUUUAAGGUGCUUUUUGAAGCUUUUCUUCUUUUUUUAUGUCUGAAUUAUUAUUUUGAAGUCUUAAACAUGAUCUGUGCAUCUAUUCAUCUGACUUAUCUGUGGUGUUCUCACUAUGCCAAACCUCAGACUUUAAACGACUUAAGCAAAUAAAUUGCACUUUUAUAUUGCCUGA